GGUGCGCGCCGGUGGGCGGCGGCCUCCGCCAUGAACCCCCGGGGCCUGUUCCAGGACUUCAACCCGAGUAAGUUCCUCAUCUACGCCUGCCUGCUGCUCUUUUCCGUGCUGCUGCCCCUCCGCCUGGACGGCGUCAUCCAGUGGAGCUACUGGGCCGUCUUCGCCCCCAUCUGGCUGUGGAAGCUCCUGGUGGUCGCGGGCGCCUCGGUGGGGGCGGGCGUCUGGGCCCGCAACCCUCGCUACCGUACGGAGGGGGAGGCCUGCGUGGAGUUCAAGGCCAUGCUGAUCGCCGUGGGCAUCCACCUGCUGCUGCUCAUGUUCGAAGUCCUGGUCUGCGACCGGGUGGAGAGGGGCACGCACUUCUGGCUGCUGGUCUUCAUGCCGCUCUUCUUCGUCUCCCCGGUGUCCGUGGCCGCCUGCGUCUGGGGCUUCCGUCACGACAGGUCUCUGGAGCUGGAGAUCCUGUGCUCCGUCAACAUCCUGCAGUUCAUCUUCAUCGCCCUGAGGCUGGAUCGGAUCAUCCACUGGCCGUGGCUGGUGGUGUUUGUGCCCUUGUGGAUCCUCAUGUCCUUCCUCUGCCUGGUGGUGCUCUACUAUGUCGUGUGGUCCCUCCUGUUCCUGCGGUCGCUGGAUGUGGUGGCUGAACAGCGCAGAACACACGUGACCAUGGCCGUCAGCUGGAUAACCAUUGUCGUGCCCCUGCUCACAUUCGAGGUCCUGCUGGUUCACAGGUUGGAUGGCCACAAUACGUUCUCUUACAUCUCCAUCUUCGUUCCUCUUUGGCUCUCCUUAAUAACUUUGAUGGCUACAACAUUUAGGCGAAAAGGAGGCAAUCAUUGGUGGUUUGGUAUUCGCCGAGACUUCUGUCAGUUUCUGCUGGAGAUUUUCCCCUUUUUAAGAGAAUACGGGAAUAUUUCUUAUGAUCUCCAUCAUGAAGACAGUGAAGAUGCUGAAGAAACAGGUUCUGAAGCACCAAAAAUCGCUCCAGUGUUUGGAAAGAAAGCCAGGGUAGUUAUAACUCAGAGCCCUGGGAAAUACGUUCCUCCACCCCCCAAGUUAAAUAUCGAUAUGCCAGACUAAAACUCCCCUGCCAGGCAGGCCCUGUAAGUGAUAAAAAAAAAAAAAAAAACAUACACACAUACUUUGCUUUUCCCUUUGUUCAUCCAUCCCAAAGCUGGAACUGGAAAGAGGCACCAGACACCUUGUUUUAUGCCUGGUUUGAGAUGCCUGUCAGUGACUUGGCAGUGUGCACCACAGAGAGAAAGGGUUGUUUUAUCUGUAUGUGUGUGUGUGUGUGUGUGUGUGUGUGUGUGUAAAAGAGACAGAACUUGCUUUCCAGGUUGAUGUUUUCGAGCUAGCCAUGGCAGUAAGUGGACCUCUUUUCGUGGGUUCUCAGAAAGAAUACGCAGUCAUUUGUUGUUGUUGUUUUUUUUAAUGUGCUACUAUGCCUGUCAAAAGUAUUGUUUAAGAAAGUAUUUUUAUACACUGCUAGUCUUAAAAUUGUAUUUCAGAUUGUGCCUGUUGUGACAAAGGCAAGUGUACAGAAUUCUCUUUCCCAGCUUAUAGCUGUUAUUUCUAGCAUUCCUACUGUUAAAGUCAUUUUUCUUUGGGCUUUGCCUUUCCUGGUCUUUAAUAUUCAAAGAGGUGAAUUUUUGUAAUGGAGUGAAAGUGUGCAUAUAUAGUAUUUAUAUGGACAUAAGCAAUUUAUGUUGAAUAGUUCUCCAAAGUACAGUGUAUUACGUUAAAGUAUUUUUUUAAGUUUCUAUGUGAAGAUAUAUAUCUAUUGCGGAAGUCCUUAAAGGCUGCAUAAAAUGUUAAUUCAUGCCUGGUGUGAGAUCCUGUCAAAGGCGGAGGCGGGGAUAUGGGAAAUGAAAAGCCCUUGGAUCUGAGUGUUCAGGUGAGAGGGCUACUACACAGUGCCAUUAGUAGAGGGAGUAGCCAGCGCCCUUUGGGAAUAGUGGCAUGCCCCUUUGUGGUACCAGGCUAUAAAGGACACUUGUUUACCACUGUGACUCUCCUCACUGUAGGAGCAACCAAAAUAAAUGAGUCAGUGUGGUCAUUUCUAAGGAUCUUCGUGGUUUGCCAUCAUGUAAAGUGUCACUUGUCAUUGAAAGCUGGAGAAGUGACCUUAACAAAAAUGGCAACAGGAUACUUUAAGACUUAAUUUAAGAAUUCAGGUUAUUUUUAAGAUAAGUACGAUGUUCUUUAGGUACCUGGCCCCACCAAGGGGAUCAGAAGGGCAAAAGCCAGUAAUGUUCUGACUGGGAACAAUAAAUACUUGAGAAAGGAA
This is a messenger RNA of Dipodomys ordii (Ord's kangaroo rat), 2290 nucleotides long. It is a transcript of the gene Tmem185b, whose product is annotated as transmembrane protein 185B. NCBI's taxonomy places the organism in Eukaryota, Metazoa, Chordata, Mammalia, Rodentia, Heteromyidae. The transcript has a single exon. Bases 31 to 1080 code for a protein of 349 amino acids. The record is from RefSeq and is a predicted model, not a curated record.